Molecule: messenger RNA, 855 nt
Organism: Raphanus sativus (radish)
Lineage: Eukaryota; Viridiplantae; Streptophyta; Magnoliopsida; Brassicales; Brassicaceae
Product: B3 domain-containing protein At3g18960
Exons: 3
Coding region: 85-726 (213 amino acids)
Molecular function (GO): DNA binding
Source: RefSeq, a predicted model, not a curated record
ACUCUGCUUCUCUCUUUGAGAAAGUAAAAAUAAUAAAAAGGGAGGAAAUUUGUGUUACAAAAAAAAAAAAAAAAAAAGGGAAAAAUGGUUACCACCCGGCAAACGAAGGCCAGAGUCACCACAUUCUCUCACCGCCGGCAACUACCGGAGACAGAUUCUUCGGUGAAGAAGUUCUUCAAGGUGGUUUUACCCUCAACAAUGAAGAGAAACAUGCUGAUGAUUCCACCAAAAUUUGUGAAGCUACAAGGGAGUACACUCUCUGAGUUCGUUACAUUGAAGACUCCUGUGGGAUUCAGGCGUUCGAUAAAGCUUAAGCGGAUCGGUGAAGAGAUUUGGUUACAUGUCGGCUGGAGUGAGUUUGCAGAGGCUCAUUCCAUCGGUGAAGGCCAUUUUCUCUUCUUCGACUACAAAGGAAACUCAAGUUUCAGCGUAAUGAUCUUCAAUGUCUCGGCUUGCGAGAUUGAUUAUCCACUGGAUGCAGUUCAUAUCAGUGACAGCGACGAUGACGUGAUGGACGUUACAGACGAAGGGUUUCUUGGAACCCAAGGUGCUAGGAGAAAUGAUCAAUCUGUUGAUGGUGGUGGUACAGAGCACAACUCCAAUAAGAGACCAAGAGACGAGGAGUUUGAAAAAAUUCUAAACGAUGUUGAUGGGAUCAAUUCAAUCAAACCGCUUGAGGAAGAAGAAGAAGGCAAGAGAGUCUUCAGGGGACACCAGUUCUUUUAACAGAACAGAAGACCUGCAUGUGUUUAUGUUGUUGUGUAAUGUAAAAUAUUGUACUUCCUUAAACGAAACUCAAAAAAAACUUGGACCUGUAAUGUCUAAACAAAACUGUAACCAGGUCUUGUUUUGAUU